UAUGGAAAUUUCUGGUGACCAGAAACCUGAAAAUUUAGGUAGAGCGUUCCCUAGAAUUUCCUGGCCGCCUAGAAUUCCUUUUCAUCAUUCCCCAUAUAGACAACAUGAAAGAAAUACAAACGGCAAGAAAAGAUCUAUUUACAGGAAAACAAUUGAUUACAAUGCUUCUAUGGCUGUGUAUUUGGAAAAUCGAAUCUGGCAAAGAGAUAAAAGAGAUUGUCAUAUUAUUCAACCUGACAAAUUAUACUCUCCAAGCCUAACCCCAGCAAUAGAUAUGCCCCAUAAGCCUAUGAAUGCAGUCUGUACAAAGUUUAUACGACAGUCUACAAAUAAAAGCAAAUGUCCAAUUUUUCGCGUUGUGUGGACACCCGAAGGGAGAAGAUUAAUUACAGGUGGAUCCAGUGGGGAAUUUACACUCUGGAACGGUCUUACAUUCAACUUUGAAACUAUAUUACAAGCUCACGAUUCCGCUGUCAGAGCAAUGAUAUGGAGUCAUAACGAUCAAUGGAUGGUUACAGCUGACCACAAUGGAUUUAUUAAAUAUUGGCAAAGUAAUAUGAAUAAUAUUAAAGUUUACCAAGCUCAUAAGGAAUCUGUUCGCGGCUUAUCAUUUUGCCCAUCAAACGCAAAAUUUGCCACAGCUUCUGAUGACGGUACUGUUAGAAUCUAUGACUUUGUCAGGUGUCAUGAAGAACGUAUUUUAAGAGGUCAUGGUGCUGAUGUGAAGUGUGUAGAUUGGCAUCCUCAAAAGAGUCUAAUAGCUUCCGGCUCAAAAGAUGCUCAACAACCAAUCAAACUAUGGGAUCCAAGAAAUGGAAACGCCCUAGCAACAGUACAUGCCCAUAAGAAUACUGUUAUGCAAUUACAAUGGAACAAAAACGGAAAUUGGCUUCUAACCGCAUCGAAAGAUCACUUAUUAAAAAUUUAUGAUUUGCGCAACAUGAAACAAGAACUUCAAGUGUUUAAAGGACAUAAGAAAGAAGCUACGGCAUGCUCUUGGAAUCCAAUACAUGAAAAUCUUUUUGCUAGUGCUGGUUCUGAUGGAUCAAUUUUUUAUUGGAUGGCCGGACAAGAAAGAGAAGUUGGCUCAAUGGCAGAAGCGCACGAAGGAAUGAUUUGGACGCUCUCCUGGCAUCCUUUAGGUCAUAUACUGGCUUCAGGAUCAAACGAUCAUUCAACGAAAUUUUGGUCCAGAAAUCGGCCGGGUGAUUUAAUGAGGGACAAGUACAAUUUGAAUACUUUACCAAUUGGUGUUUCGGAAGAUACUGAUGAUUUAGAAGCAAGUUAUCAAGUUGUACCAGGUCUGGGAUUAGAUCAAUCGACAGUUGACCAAAUAAAUCAAGGCAUAGAAGAAGACGAUAAUGUUAUGAAAGAGGCUACAAAUCCUGGAGUAGCUAUACCAGGUCUCGAUUUUGACGAUAUUAAUUCAGACAAUACGGAAGCAGCUAAUGCUAAUAUGUUGCAAAAACGUAAACAACCAUACGUCAAGCCUAUUCCCAAAGACUUUCAACGAUCAUGGAUGGAUAAUGGACCUGCUAUGAAUCAAGUUGGCCUCCUUUCUCAUAUUGAACAUUCUUGGGGAAUGGACAAUGGCAGUUACAAUGGAGGAAUGCCUCAUAUCCCGAUGAAUAAUUAUCAAGAUCAUGUCAGUUCUAAGCCAGCACUGUUACCAAGACCAGAUUUACCUCCAGCCCCUGGCGACUGGAUGAAUGAUUGGCGAGACGGUCCAUCGUCUUCGAAUAUGAUGAUAAAUAGCUAUGGUCCUCGUGACGAAGAAGAGGAGCGAAUGAUCGUUGAAGAUCGAAUAAGGGUAGAAGAAAGAAUAAGAAUGGGGGAGAGAAUGAGGAACGAUAUAUUAGAUCGAAGGGAAAGUGAACAAAAUCCAAGAAGAAAAGGUCGGGGUGGAUCGAGGGGUAGACGACCGCCUUCUCGGGGCGGUAGAGCAUCAAGAAGAGGUCGAAAUCGUCAGGCUGGUUGCCAAAUUGGAAAUGCUUGUUGGGAAUUGUAUUGUUUAGAGCACGGCAUUCAAGCAAAUGGAUCUAUGAGUCCUGAAUGGGAAUCGUCUGUCGAUAACAGUUUUCAAUCAUUUUUUAGAGAAACCGGAUCAGGAAAAUUUGUUCCUAGAUCUAUAUUUUUAGAUUUAGAACCAACUGUUAUUGAUGAAGUUAAAACUGGUGUUUACAAAACUCUUUUUCAUCCUGAUUUUAUGAUAACUGGGAGGGAAGAUGCUGCUAAUAAUUAUGCGAGAGGGGCUUAUAAUAUUGACUAUAAUAAUACAUUAGACGAGUUUGAAGAUGCGAUUAGAAGGCAAACUGAAGCUUGUGCAGGAUUAGAAGGUUUCUUCAUAUUUCACUCUUUCGGGGGUGGUACCGGAAGUGGCUUUAACAACAGAAUAUGUCAAUCGUUAAGUGAAACUUUUGCUAAAAAGAAUAAAUUUGCAUUUUCAAUUUAUCCAGCCCCUCAAAUUUCAACAGCAAUCGUUGAACCUUAUAAUGCUGUUUUAUGUACUCAUCCAGCACUUGAACUAAUUGAUUGUGAAUUUUUGUUUGACAAUCAAGCAAUUUAUGAAAUAUGCGAUAGGUUCUUAAAUGUCACAAGACCUACUUACACUAAUUUGAAUCGUUUAAUAUCUCAAGUAGUCUCCAGCAUUACCACCUCUCUAAGAUUCGAAGGUUCAAUUAAUGUUGAUCUGACAGAAUUUCAAACUAAUCUUGUUCCUUAUCCCCGAAUCCAUUUUCCAUUGACUGCAUACGCUCCAAUAAGACCAGUUGAAAAGGCAUAUCAUGAGCGACUUACUACUUCAGAACUGACUAAGUCUGUUUUUGAUCCUCUCCAUCAGAUGGUUAAAUGCGAUCCCAGAAUUGGAAAUAUCAAACAAAGUAGAAAUGUCAAGUUUGUAGAUUUUGUACCAACUGGAAUAAAAGUAGGCCUAAAUUAUCAACCGCCUGCUGUUGUGCCAGGAGGAGACUUGGCAAAAGUUAUGAGAGCUGUCUGCAUGUUGUCAAAUACAACGGCAAUGGCUUCAGCGUGGGGAAGACUAAAUACAAAAUUUGAUCUUAUGUAUAGAAAGAGGGCAUUUGUGCAUUGGUACGUUGGCGAAGGUAUGGAUGAAGGUGAAUUUUGGGAAGCUCGAGAAGAUCUAGCAGCACUUGAAAAGGAUUACGAAGAAGUUGGCUUAGAUACAAAUAUUAACAGUCCAUCAAUAGAAAGAAACGAAGAAACGGUAUAG
This is a messenger RNA of Dimorphilus gyrociliatus, 3229 nucleotides long. The record is from the annotation of a GenBank genome assembly. Lineage: Eukaryota; Metazoa; Annelida; Polychaeta; Dinophilidae.